This is a messenger RNA of Somion occarium, 1596 nucleotides long. The record is from the annotation of a GenBank genome assembly. NCBI's taxonomy places the organism in Eukaryota, Fungi, Basidiomycota, Agaricomycetes, Polyporales, Cerrenaceae.
ACACCCCUGGCAAGGCUUCCAGAUCUACUGUAACUAGCAGAUGAGUGGGUCACCGUUCUUAGGUGCUAUCCCCAUGAUGACUCUAAAGUAUGAAUCCCCGAGGCUCUCUCUGAUGUAAUGUGGUCAGUUAGAUGGUCAGGCACUUUACGCCAGUGUAGUAGUAGACCUAUAUAAAGGGGCCCUGCAGCGUACAACUGUCCUCAUCAACUGCUGUCCUAUUCUUCAGCUGGAUCUUGAGACUCAUACGAUUCGACAUGCCUGCUCAACUUCCUACUCGCAAGAUCGGCAACACCGAUGUGACCGCCAUCGGAUUCGGUGGCAUGCGUCUAUCGAUUCAGGUUUAUGGUCAAUUCCCCCCUGAUGAGGAGCGUCUUAAGCUUUUAGAUGCCGUCUAUGAGAACGGUUGCUUGAACUGGGAUACCGCCGACGUCUACGGCGACAGUGAGGAACUGUUUGGACGAUGGUUCAAACGCACUGGAAAGCGUAAUGAGAUUUUCCUUGCCACUAAGUUCGGCCUUCGCAUGCAAGGAGGCCGUUUGGUCAAUGGCGAUCCAGAGUAUGUCAAGGAGGCCUUUGAGAAGUCCUUGAAGCGCCUCGGGGUUGAUCAUAUCGACCUCUAUUAUCUCCAUCGUCCCGAUCCUACCGUCCCUAUCGAAAAGACGGUUGCCGCCAUGGCCGAAUUCGUGAAGCAGGGCAAAGUCAAGUACCUUGGACUCUCCGAGUGUUCGGCCAACACCCUUCGUCGAGCGCAUGCCGUCCAUCCCAUUUCUGCUGUGCAAACCGAAUACUCCCCUUUCAUGCUUGAUAUCGAGGACGAGAAGAUCGGUCUUCUCAAGACGGCCAAGGAACUCGGUAUCUCCAUUGUCGCGUACUCUCCUCUGGGACGUGGUAUGCUCACCGGUCGCUACAAAGGACCAGAAGACUUCGAGGAAGGCGACUGGCGUGGUACUAUCCCUCGCUACUCCAAGGAGAAUUUCCCUAAUAUCCUCAAGCUUGUCGACGGGCUGAAGAAAAUUGGUGAACGUCACAAUGCUACUGCCGGACAAGUCGCGUUGGCUUGGCUUCUCGCGCAAGACGAGAAGAUCAUCCCCAUACCCGGCACUACCAAGGAGAAGUACUUGAAAGAGAACCUUGGGGCUCUCAACGUCGAAUUGACCCCCGCCGAAAUUCAGGAGGUUCGAGAGGUCGCCAGGAAGGCCGAUGCUACUCAAGGACAAAGAUAUGAGGACUUCAUGAUGGCUGUCCUGUAUGGCGACACUCCUGCCUUGGAGAACUAGAUGGAGUUCCCAAAUGCAUUCCUUUAGCUUCCGUGUCCACGUCGUCGUAUGUUGAGUGCCGAUUCCCAAAUUUCUUGACGAAAUACAGGACACUUUGACCUCUUACUUCACUGCAUUCGACGGUGAUCGUACCUUCGACGCGAAGAAAUGGUUGAUAGUCCAAGUUCUACAUUUAUUCAAUACGAAAUCCGUCGGCUGACCUGCCAAAAACAUGAAAGUUGGUCUUCUCAAGACUGGAACUCAGUGGACACCAAAAGGACAUCUAGACAUCUGUGUACCUCACAAUGCCUCUGUUCGGCUGAAUACACGCUUUGAUCAG